Messenger RNA from Cuscuta epithymum, 1834 nucleotides. NCBI's taxonomy places the organism in Eukaryota, Viridiplantae, Streptophyta, Magnoliopsida, Solanales, Convolvulaceae. The record is from the annotation of a GenBank genome assembly.
CACACACACACAAGUAAUGGGUAUAAAAACGUGUACAAAAAGAAAUUUUCAUCCAAACAAACCGUAAGCUCACAGCGACACAGCCAUGGCAGACUAGCAGUAUCGCAGUCAUCAUCUGGAUACAACGUAACUCCUUAUUCGUCGCUCCGCGUGAAACGCUGAGACAAUGAAUUUCCUAUCAAAAAUACUCUCGCGCUCUCGCCUGCUGUACUCACAGCCAAGAAAAGGCAUUCUCUUUACACAAACCCUAGCUUCCCUCCAACCAGUGUCCUGUUGUUCCUCUUCAGGACUCAGAGAACGCUCAUGUUCAACUACAUCGUACGUAUUAAACUCCCCGAAACUUGCAAAGGAAUCCGGUGCCGCGUCGUCUUGGCGCAGGCCCAGUGAGAUUCCUUUCCAAGGUAAGGCUGCGAAUUCUGUUAAGCUGGUCGGUUGUGUGCGGCGCCCAGUUCAGUUCCAGACCUUGACUGACGGUAAAUCCGUAGCGGCAACUAUUAUUGAGCAAGAUAACCGUGAACUGGGAACCGCACUGUCUUUUCCCAUGCCUUAUGUGCCUUGUUUCUUGAUUCCUGUUGUAUUUGAGGGUGAUUUAGCUCAUGUUGUGAAAUGCCAUGUGAAGGAAAGUGACUGUGUCUUUGUGUCUGGGAAAUUGUGUGGAGACCCUUUGCCUUUUGCUGUAGGUGAUUAUGAAGGGAGUUUUCAUAUUUUGGCCCAAGAUGUCUACUUUGUGCAGGGUGUGGAGGAGAAGGCUGUUGCCAAGGAAACUGAGGAAAUAAAUUCUGACUCAGAAACUGUACAUGUUGUGGAAGAAGGAAAGGCUGUUGGCAAGAAAAAUGUGGCAGCAAGUAAAACUUCCCUCAAGGGAUUUAAGGUGAAGGAAGUAAAAAACGGGGCCACAGAUUCUGAUUCAAAGACUUCCCCUCAGGGUUUUAAGGUGGAUGAAAUAAAUAUUGAGGAAAAAAUAUCCUAUUCAGAAACGGAUCCUGGGGGUCCUGAGGUGAAGGAAAUUGAAAAUGGUGCUGCAUAUGAUGUUUCAGAAGGUACCAUGUUAAGCUUAGAAAAUGGGGAUCAGAAUGAGGUUAGUAGAGUGGGAAAGACCAGUAUGACCAAAGGUGGUGCUGCUGGAAGUGAAGAUUGGUGGGAUGUGAUCAACCAUCCAAAUGAUUGGCAAGAUUACCGGAAAAGGAAGUCUGAGGGAACUGUGAAACCUAAGCACCCGGAUUUUAAGCACAAGACAAAAGGUAUUGCACUGUGGCUUAAUCAGGCCACCCCAGCGGUGCUUAAAGAACUUGACCGAGUGGGCUUUAGUUCAGAACAGGUUAAGAAAGGGAAGGAGGAGCUAUGGAAGAGUUUGGCGGAGAAUCCUGGUAAAUGGUGGGAUAACAGGACAAACAAAAGAAAUGAAAAAGGUCCUGACUUCAAAAACAAAGAUUCAGGUGAAGUGUUGUGGUUAAGAGAUGCACCCGGUUGGGUAAUUUCCAAGCUGCCACCUCUUCCAGACAUCCCAAACACUGCUUCAGCUUCCACCAAACGACAGGUAUGGUCGGAAUGCAAAUUCUAAAGAAAAUCCAGACAUUCAAGACAACAAUCCUUCUGAGGUUUUUGAAGAGGCUUAUCUCUUUCAUUUCAAUGGAAACUGUGAUUUUUUGAGAAUGUUCUUGAUGUAAAAUGCUAUUAUUACUAUACGAUUAUCUGGAAAAUAGUAUCAUUGAAAAAUAAAUAUAUCAUCCACUUUUUGGCAUUUUUAGUACGGAGUAUAUACAUGUGUACCUAAUGGAAUGUUUUAAAAAGUACGAUCCCUUUUCUUUUAAAAGAUAAACUUGCUUUUGAUCCG